UCCGGCAGCAGCACUGCAGUAUUGGUCGAUCCCGCUUCAGCAACAGCGAAGUUGGUCGAAUUUCCUAUAUAUUAUUGAUAAAUAGCUCGCGUUGCUCGUGUGACUUUUUAGCAAAAUCGACGUCGGUAUUAGUCUCUGAAGAGGGAAAGUCUAGACUGUCGAGAUCGCGGACGUACCAACACUACUACGAAAAGACGCAAAACGGUUAGAAGUACGCGCGUUCCUUGUAACGAGAAAUCCAGCCAAAGGGAUUAUCGUGCAUUGGGUGUGACGGACAUUUAUAUCUGUGCGAGUUGCAUGAAAGUCGUUUCGUGUUGCGUAGUGGAUAAGAAACGACCGAUUAUUUGUGGAUCCUACGGGUGUAUGUGCGAUUAUGUCGAGCGCCCCUGAAGCGAGGUGAGCGCUAUAGAAGGGGGGAAACUGCCGAAAAGAAGCUGUCUUCGAAUCUGUUUUUUGCUCCGCCAUUGUACGCUACAAGAGUACCGCGAAGGAAGCCGCUUCUCUUGUUUUCUCGUGUGUUCUCAAUUUCACCAGAAUUUUUAUCGAACCGAUCGGUUGUUCAGCCGUGUAAACGCGCCUACGCCUGUGUGUUAACGCACUCGUCUCGUGGUUACGCUAUUCACGAGGCGAAACACGUUAGUGGUCUUCUCUCUCUCUUGUUGCGUGUUCUUUCUCACUUUUACUUACACAAUUUCGUAUUUUCUUUCUCUCUCUCUUAUUUCCCUUUCUCUCUGUGCUACUCUCUCAAUGCCCUCGACAUCUCUGCGGAAGUCGCGUGUGUGAAGGCUUUUUCGCGUACGUGGACAUCAACGACAACGCGAAGUGAUUCGCAUAAGAGUGCUGACUUUCCUGGGACGCAAAUCUUGCGCGUCAUUAUGCAAUAGACUUUUGCAGCCGACGAGAAAGAACUGCCACCUCUGUUGAAGACGAGGACGGCGGUGGUGCUGUGCGGCAUGUUUUUAUCUUUGUUUUUCGAUCUCGUGCCACGACGAGGAAACGCUGCCGCUGCUAACGCUGCUGCUGCUGCCGCCGCCACCGCCGCCGCCGCCGCUGCCGCUGUUUUCUGUAUUUCCCGUCGAGUAAUCACGUGGGAAUGCGUCAAACGAUGCGAGCAUACCUGUUAUUAAUCUCUACAACAACAUGUAUAUUUGAUAGUGAUAUCUAGUGCAGUGCGGAACACGAAUUCGUACACCUUCGAAUACGCUUUCUUCGUAUUUUCAAUAUUUUUCCUCUACUUUUAACACUACUUUUCCCCCUUCGCUGUUCUCUCAAUUUUUCUCUCUCAGUGUUCAAUAGUUUUUUUUUCUCUUGCGUACUACACCGCUUUGUAUCAUCGCAUUCCAAUUCCUUAAUAACGCGUUGUUAUCGUUCACCGGCAGUCGCUUACCACAUCGGCUUAGUCUACGUUUCAAGUUCACCGAUCCAGAGUACUAAUUCGAUACUGGAAAGAAAUCUUCAUGGGAAGAUCAAGUCUCGUUUUUAUUCAUGUUCAUUUUGGGUUACUUUGUGUGUUUAAAUGUUACAAGCAAGUUUGAACAUGUUUCCCUUCUGCAGCCCAAGAAAUAAGGUUAAAUGAUACAAAUCAGUCCUAAGGAUACAAAUGAAAGAGUCAAACAUGGCGGACAUAGAGAAAGCUAUUGAAACUACAUAGUGCUUAAUAUGAAAUAAUUAAAGAAUAAGAAUACACAACGCGAAGCAAGAAGAAAAUAAAAGAGAAGAAGCCAAGUCGGAGGAUAAGAAUAAAUAAUAUAAAAGUAGAGGACAUUAAAGUAGUAAUGGAUGAAUGGGAGUGAGCACAGCACAUGUGAAGUGCAGGUGUGGGUGCGUACGCACGUGGGAGCCUCUGGAUGUCGAGGCCGCAGCACUGGCAGUGUCAGUGGCAGUGAUGGCCCCUGCUCUGACGGAAGGCGGUCCUCAAAAGCCUGAAAAUUUGCUCCCUCCCCUUCCAGCUAGCGGAUUUCUUUCCCCAGAGCAGGCUACCGAAGUGUGCCAGAAUCGCGAAAUUCUGGCUAAAUUUGUUGUCUCUGCAAACGUUCAACCGUCAAAGAUUGAUGAUCAGUGUUUACGUGGUAUAUCAAAGGAUCUCAUUCGUGAUGUCAUCAACUCGAAAUAUGCCAAUGAUCUUGAUAGUUUGUCUCCAUUUACGCACGGAUCUGACUUGAUUACAAAGAAAGGAUUAAUUAACCAGGACUGUGAAGAACCGGAUAUUCCGGGCAGUCCAGAGAAAAAGGCGACUGACAUUAUAAUGAACGACCCAUCUAUGGGUGAUCAAGCGGACAAUAUGGGUUUCUUAAAAUCAAGCGCAGAUUUGCCUAUGGUGGGCUCAGAAACUGCAGGAGACAAUAAAAAUCUGGAUGUGGAUCAAAUAAUGGCAUUUGGUACUGAUAUAACUACAGAUAACGAGCAAUGUAAUAUGGGGAAUGUCGGCGAUAUUGGACAGAAUGUCGAGGAGAUUUUGCAAGUUAUCAAAUCGAUCGAAGGGGUUGAAAAUGCAGAAAGUAUAUCUGCCGGGGGCGGCGAACCGGUGCAAAGCACCGUCGACGGUGUGGAAAUGUUUUCAAUGCCAGAGGAAGGAUUUUCAUCCUUUGAACGGGAUUUACUUAACGACGUUGAUGUUAUGAGUAUUUGCAACAAUAUAAACAUCGGCGAGACAGUGGACCAACAGAAAAUUAACACGUUAAAACUGCAGCAAGAUAUUGUUGCACAAAAACAAUACGAAAGUGAGAGGAGAUGUGCAUUUUUAUUAAGAAGACUGAGGAAGCUUCAAGCGAGAAUAGUUGGCAGGCAUGUCGCGGAAGAAAAUACCGGAGUUCUUGAACUUGCUCAUCACGGAGUGAAGAAAUAUCUUUUUCAAGAAUUGGUUAAUAUCAGUUCUAAGUCAAACGUUAGAAACUUUCCUGAAAUUAGCAGUAGUUUGAGUUCAUUUUUGCAAAAGAUUGAGAAAAUGUGCGUUGCCCAGAGCAACAGUGUGAAUCGUCAGCGAUUAUGUUGCCGAUACUUUGGUGGUGGAUCGCGCGACAGUUUAGGUAGUACUUCUGGUAAUAAUAGUAAUCGUCAACCAGUGUUUGGUACUCCUCAAGUUAAAAUAAAAGGUGACGAAGUGGAGAGUGUGGCUGGACCUUUAGCUACGCAAUUACAUAUUGUGGAAUCUAAUCUUGACUCUGAUUGUACUGCGUCUAGUAGUGGUGGAGAAAGUUGUGAUGAAAUGCAGUCAUUUAACAAUCUGCAUCAGCAACAUUUAUCGAUAUCAAAAAGAGCAGCAUGGAGGUAUGCUCAAGAUCGUGCAGGUGUAGCAGCUAGAUGGACAUGGUUACAAGCACAAAUAUCAGAUUUGGAAUAUAGAAUUAGACAGCAUAACGAAUUGCAACGACACGUUAGAGCUAAUAAAGGCUUAGUGAUUCUUGAUAACGCAGAAACAGUUAAUGGGUAUAGUGGUGUAUUGCCAGGUUCUACAGGACGUUAUAAUUCACCAGAAGGUGAAUUACCAGCCAGUAGGACACGGCCGUUUGUAUGGAGUUUUUAUAGGAAGAGAAAAUUGUUACAACUAGACAGGUUACACGAAUUUUCAAAACGGGCGGCAAAAGCGUCAACAGUAAGAUGCAAUUGUGACCAUGUAUUACCUCCAUGUGCUUUAUGUACUGGAAGAUCGGAUCCAAUGCAAAUGCAAGAACCAAUUGAACAGAUGUCUGUGCAAGAACGAAUUGCACUUGUUGAUCCUAGUUUUCAUCCUGUUUUGUCAUUUUCUGAUGAUGUUACACAAGGAAAUCAUGUUGAUGCUAUUAUGAAAUCAGUGGAAUGGCAACAGAAAAUGUUACGGGGAAAUUUACGAAUUACACGCUUAAAAGAUAAAGAAACUAAUGAUAGAAGGAAUAAAAAACUUCCAGGACAUAGAGCAAAGUAUGCAGCUCGAUUGAAAAAAUCAUCAUCAAGUAUUCUUACUGCAAGAAUUAAAAGAAAAAUGUUAAAAGGAAAGAGGAACAGACUAGGUCACGAUAGAAGCGUACACGGUUUAAGCAGAAAGAGGGUACAGAAAUUAACUACUGAGGAUGAUGAUGAUAUUAGUGCCCUUUCCAGCUCUAGUAAACAUUCAUCUCCAGUGCCUUCACCGCUACACCAUACCGCUGCUUCUACGGAGAAAAAUACAAUUAAAGAAAAAAGUUCUAUCUCUCAUGGGCGUCUGAGGCAAAAUUCAUAUGAUAUUGAUAAUAUUGUUAUACCAUAUAGCGUAGCUGCUUCAACUAGGCUUGAAAAAUUACAAUAUAAAGAAAUAUUAACACCAAAGUGGAGGUUAUGCGAAGAACCUUUGAAAUUAGAUAUUAAAAAUGGUGUUAUGCACAGGCCUAGUCAAGACAGUGAUUUCGAAGAUAUGUCAGAUGAAACCAUUGCUUUGAGGCAUGAACGAAGCGAACGAGAAGAAAAUAAACGUUUUAUGACAUACAUGACUUUGCCACAUCAGUCGCGUAUUCGACACAAUCGUAGAACGGAUAGUCGAGCGGACAGUGGUGCAAAUACACCAGAUCCUAUGUCUCCCCAUGCUAGUGAUUUUGGUGGGGAUAUGAUGUCUCCUAUUACAUCACCUCCUCCAACUCCACAAGUUCAAGACGCGGAACAUCAACAGAAUUUGGAUACACAUCGAUCAUCUGCUUUGCAAAAUGCUUUGCGACGUCGUACUACGCCAACGCUAAGAUUAGGGAAAGACGAUAGUACUUUAAUGAACGAGGACGAAAAUGAGAUUUUUCCGUAUGAACCAAGGGUAUUUCCAUUAUCCGAGGAAGUUUACGAUAAAAUGCUCGAAGUGAUGCCAGAUGGACAUUGGCAAGCUUCAUCAGCGUCUUUCUGUUCUCGCGAAGAAGAAAAGGCAGAUGAUGAUGGGGAAAUGGAUUCUCCAGAAUCAGAUUCAACUGAAUCAGCUUGUUGUGACAUAGAAGGUGAGGAUCCCAAUGAUCCUGAAUGGACAGUAGCUGACGAUAGGGAUACUGAAAAGGAACGAAUACGUCCGACGGCUAAAAGAUAGGAAAAAGUCUCUUAUACGUACAGUAUGUCCACGUCGUCGUUACUAUAUACAGAAGCUACCUGUCAAUUGUUAUAUAUACCUGUCGGUCAUGUAACAUGCACCUUAAGUUAAUGGUAUUACGAAACUGUAAAGUGUAUUAUAAAUAUAAAUUUUAUAACUUCAUUCUGCUUAAAUUAAUGGAAAACCUCUUAAUAAUUGCUUUUUAAGUAUUGCUAUUUCGGCCAAAGCAUUAGAAUUGUACGAGUAUCAUCCUUUUAUUUAGGAUAAGGAUAUUGUUAUAUUUUUUUCUUUCAUUGUUAUUGUCGAUAAAUAGGACGUAGUCCUGCAAAAGUUGGAAUCUCAUACAAACAGAAUUAGACAGUUUUUAUAAAAAAAAAAAA
Osmia lignaria (orchard mason bee) is the source of this 5394-nucleotide messenger RNA. RefSeq names its product non-specific lethal 1 (gene nsl1). NCBI's taxonomy places the organism in Eukaryota, Metazoa, Arthropoda, Insecta, Hymenoptera, Megachilidae. Gene Ontology annotation, cellular component: NSL complex. Gene Ontology annotation, molecular function: histone acetyltransferase binding. The record is from RefSeq and is a predicted model, not a curated record.